AUGCUUGAUCGAUUUGGAGUUAAUCCACCACCUCUUGAUUCUGUUUUGUCCUUCAAAAUAGAUGGCUUAGAAGACAUGUCACCAUUAAAUAAGGUUGCUAUUGAAACUUACAUAAUUUUUUUACCAUAUGUUUCCAGUUAUAUUAAAUAAUUGUCUCUAACAACAGGCAUAUGGAGAAGGCCAUCCAUUCUAUUGGAUUCAUUCUGACACUUCCAAUUGUCAUAUUCUCAGAUGAGACAAGUGAAAACUUGUCAAAGAGAUGGAACAGGUUGGAGACAUUUUUUCCUUGCAAGUCUGUCAAGAGAAGAAGUCACCAGAUUCAGCAACAUCCAUUUUAUUUGUGUCUAAUUUGGUGGACUCAGCCAUGUUUGGGAAAGUGAUUGCAGAAGAUCUAUCAAGUAUGUGCGUAAUGUGUGAUUAACAUAUAUAGCCUUUAUAGUCAUAGUCACACUUGUAUGAGUAAAAUCGAUCAUCGUUACAAAUUUAUAUACACACCAAUGGACUAAAAUUUGUCUUAAUUUAAAAAAUGCCGCACUGAAUAUUAUCAGUGAUUGUGGGCCUUCGUGUACAGUGCAGUUUUUUAGCUGAGUUGUCAAGUUAGCAGAAGUUUUGGCCAUGUAUCUCGGACAUUUGGUAGAACUAGAAGGACAACAACUUUUAUAUGAAGAUUGACUUAUCUUGUUGUGAUGUAAACACGACUCACACACAAAUAAAAACGUUUUCUGCAUUCACAGUUAAUUGAAUAGUUAAAAAAUCUCACAUUACAAUAUUUUACUUACCAGUCGGAAAACUUUGUUUUUGAAACGUGGUAACACAGGUGGUUCAUUUCAGUUGGAAAUUUUCAAACUCAUACAACACCUAUAAUUGUGAAAUAAAAACAGAUUAGUUGCCGCCAUAUACAACAAUCAUCUUAGUAAAUCUCUGUGCGCACAAACCGGAUGUACUCAUCAGCAUGAUAAAUGCACGCAGAAAUAUAUCGAGUUUAGAAACGUUUUCUGCGUGCGGAAUUCCUUCCAAUUUAUAUAACCUUGUUGCCUUCUGACAGAGGCCUCAACGCAUGUUGAGCGUGAAAAUUAUCUCUGUCCUGGGGCAGAUUCACUCUCUGGAAUAUGAUUUAUCACACGCCGGAAAUUGUUUCAGGUUCAACUCACUUCAAAUGCCACGAGAGCACAACAAAAGCUUUUAAUACGGCCAAGUUUAAUAUUCACGUUCACGAAAUCUAUACAACCGCAUAUUUUGCUGGCCCAGUUUAGACAAAUGAUGAUGUUUAGACCAUGUGCACAGUUACUAACACUAGAAACAUAAGCGCCUAAUCUACGAGGCGAACACAGAAUAAGGCAUUCACGCACAAAGACAAUGCUAUAAGGCACACAGUGAGAUUAUAAAAUAUUAGGCAGUAAUUUACAUGCUGAAUAGAAUAUACUAAACAGCUUUUCAAGACACGAAGCACAUUUUCAUCAAAGCCCUCUUUUAUGUAAUCAAAGUGCGGAAAUAAGUGCCAUUUGCAUUCAAUAAUUGAUCUAACCACUGAUAAUACGCAAUCUUCCCAUGCAAAUGCAGUAAAGACUCAUUUAGAUUCCUCAGAUAUGUCGGAAAAGCCGAUCAGGAAGACUGAUGAAAUAAAUGCUCAACCAAAAUCUAAUGAAUUGCCACAUUCUAAUAAAAUUGAAAAUGAUGGGUUCAUUGGAGUCGAACGUAGGCGCAAAAGGUAUAAGAAAUUUUUCUUAUCUGGAAUAGCGGAUAAUGUAAAAGAAAGUCAAAUUCACUCAUAUCUCAUCAAAAGAAACAUAACUCCUGCUUAUGUAUCCAUAUUCCGAAGUAGACGUAAAGGAACACUAUCGGCAAAAAUUCAUAUUCCUGCAACCGCAUGCACAUCCAUACUUGAAGAAAACUUUUGGCCUGAGUUUGUCAUAUGCAAACCGUGGCAAAAGAAAGAAACACAACCCAUGUGGUCAAAGAAAUUUUCAACAUAUGUAUAAUGAUGGCUCAAAUCCCUGUUAGAAUUACCCCACGAAACUAUUGUAGAGAGCGCUCUUCGGUAAACAGGAACUGCAGUAAUCUGAUUCGAAUUCCUAGACUUAAAUCAGUUAAGACUAAACAAGUGUUACCUAAUAUCUUGUCUCUUAAUGCGAGAUCUAUUUUAACAAAAACUGACGAACUGGCUCUUGUUAUUCACAAUCAAAAAUCAGACAUAGUAAUGGUGUCCGAAACUUGGCUUUCCGAUGUUAUCCCAGACGAAGCACUACUUUUUCCGGGCAGUAUGCUUCAGUGUAAUAAGGAAUGACAGGGUUAAUAUGAGAGGUGGUGGUGUGGCUGUCUUCGUUAAGGAUACGAUCCCGUUUAAAAUCCGCCAUGAUUUUACUUGUCCGGACUAUGAAUGUUUAUGGAUCAUACUACGUCCAAAAUGGCUCCCCAGAUCAAUCUCAAAAAUUGCCUUGGCAUGCGUUUAUUUACCCCCCUCGCUAAAUUCUGGAGCUAUUGAGGAAUUUUACGACUAUUUCUGCAGCUGCUACGAUGCGCUUACAAGUGAAAGUCCGAAUCUAUCAAUUGUUGUUGCUGGGGAUUUCAAUUCUGUGAGCAACGGUUUUCAGGAGAAGAUAAUUACGAACAACUGCCGAUUAAAGCAGGUGGUGAAGAAACCAACAAGGGGAACAGCAAUUCUUGAUCUUAUAUUUAGCAAUGCUCACACUUUAUAUGAGGAACCGGAGGUGCUUGCCCCGCUUGGUAGUUCUGACCACUGCAUGAUCGUUUGGAGACCAAGAGUUCGAACAGUGAAUAAGAACAUAACAAGGAAAAUCAUUACUCGAUCGAUAAAGAACUCCAGUCUUCAGUUAUUUGAAGAUCUUAUCAGCCAGCAAAACUGGCCAAUGGUAUAUAACUCUCCUUGCAUAAAUGGCAAAGUAGAUGCCUUUCUGUCUGUUACAUCAGAGAUGAUUGAUACUGUUUUCCCGUUGAAAACAUUUAAAGUGCAUGAGGACGAUAAACUGUUUAUAUCUGGAAAAAUUAACCAACAUGAUUUCCAAAAGAGACAAAUUGUAUCAGCGGGGAAGAACUGACGAUUUUAAAUCAUUGCGUAAUAAAAUCGUUUUGGAAAUUCGAAAGGAAAAACACAAACUAUACCACGAAAAGAUUAAACCUGCCCGUGUCCAAGAUCCCAAAACAUGAUGGAAAAACAUUAAAAAAAUAGUUGGAAAGAAACAACAAGGCUUUACUCUCAUUAAUCCUGCAACUGAGGCUCCAUUAAACCCGAAAGAGACCGCUUGUCACAUGAACGAUUUUUUUACUAACCUCACUAACGACUUUUCAGAAGUAAGAAGUGAAUGGCUUCAUGUUGGACCCUAUGGACCCAGCUUGCUACCCUGUGGGACUCGACCCCUGAUCUUUCGCAGGUCUGAUUGCUCACCUUGAAAUGAUGUAAAUUGCGAUCUGCCAUGUAGAUAGGACGCAAACCAACCCACUAAUGCGGGCCGUACACCGAUUCCAGUGAAGGUCUCAAGAAGCUUGUUGUGAUCUACAAGAUCAAACGCCUUCCGACAAUCAAGAAAAACAAUUCUAAUGACCUUUCCUGGAGUGUGCAUUGCCGAGUGCCAUUUAUGCAGUAAGUAGAUCAAGGCUUGAACUGCAGAUGUACCAGGAAGGCCGCCAAACUGGAAUUCACUAAUUUUUUCCCGAACAUCUUCAUAAAUCCAUUUGGCUCUAUGAGUCUUGGACUUUGGACAAGGUACUUGUUAGUGCAAUUGGUCUCAGAAGAUCUACUGAACAGCAAGGCUUGAUCUUUGGUAUUCCACACACCUUGGAUACUUUCCAUAUAUCCGGGAAGAGCCGACAAGAAAAGGACUCAUUAAAUAUGUGUGUUAGAGGCCCUGCAAAGUAUUUUGCAAAUAGCUUGAUUAUCUUUGUGUUAGGGUCAAAGGGACACUGCUUUGUUUACUUGAAGGCUGCUUAGCUUGUUCACAACGCUGUCAAACGUAAUAUAUGGUAAGGGUUCAAUAGCAUUUAUCCUAAAAAUUAACCAUCUCCCACAAGUCGCUAUACCUAAUGAGCAGGAACAGAUAUGUGAAGCAUCUGAUGAUCAAGAUAUAGCUAUGUUCGUUGAUGAUAGUACAUUGUCCGAAGUCAUUACCAUAACUCAACACUCAUCUGGUAGCCCAAUUGGUAACACCCAACGAAGUGUAAAUAACGUAGUGCAAUUUGCAAAGGAUGAGAGUAUGGAACUGAAUGGAAAAAAUGUAAAGAAAUGCUAAUUGAUUUUCGGAAGAAGAAAACAGAAAUACCACUGAUUAAUAUUGGCGACGAUAAAAUAUCCCGUGUAAAGUCGUAUAAAUUGUUAGGAAUAUGGAUAGACGAUGACAUGAGAUGGAAAACCAACACUGAGUAUAUUGUAAAAAAAGGCGCUAAGCGACUUUACCUUUUGAAGAUCUUAAAGAGUUAUGGUGCACCAAAAAAUGACCUAUUAGCUUUCUAUUGUACAGUAAUUCGUUCUGUUCUGGAGUAUGGUGCACAAAUCUGGAGUGGUGGUCUGACACAAAUGCAUAAGAAAAACAUAGAAAGAAUCCAAAAAUCCUGGCCUUUGUGAUUAUGGACUUCUAUUAUCUCAGAGCAAUCUGCUGACCUUAGAAGAACGCAGAAACAAUUUAUGUGCCUCCUUAAUUGAGAACAUGUUACAACCAUCACACAGACUUCACGGACUAUUGCCAAAGAAACUGAGUGACAUCAGGGAAAGAGAGACUAGGACAAAUGGUAAAAAGAUUUAUAACUUUUUUUGCAACACUGAACGUUUUAGAAACAGCCCUGUAGUUCAUGCUAUUAAUGAAUAUAAUUUUAAAUUAGAAAAGUAAGAUUUAUAUACAUUUUUAUACAAUUCCAUAUAUAUAUAUAUAUAUAAACGAUUUUAAUAUACAUAUAGGUCCAUUGAUGUAAAUAGUUUUAAAUAAGUAAUAAUUCUAAUUAAUAUCUGACGAUGUAAACACGUUGUAAUUUAGCUUGCUAUUGAACGUGUAUUAAUAAACCCACUAUUAUUAUUAUAUUAUUUAAUUCAGUAUAGUAUAUGAACAAGCUUUUGUUGGUAGGGAUGCAACUACCUGAACAAUCUUAUAUGACAGAACUUUUUCUAGUACGUAAUACUGUGCUUGAAUCACAGUCUGUAGUUUAAAUUACAGAAUUACCUGAACAAUAUAAGGAAAAUUUCGAUGUUUCGAGUGAAGACCCUCCAGAGUAAAUACGUUGCUACGAAGGGCCUUCGCUCGAAACGUCGUAAUUCUUCUUGUUCUCGUUACAUGUAGUUUGAGAUAGUUGCAUCCCCACCUACACUGGCACAGACAGUUCAAUAUUUAAUACAGUAUACUAUUUAGUCAUUCUUGGAUUUCAUUGACAAAUGAACAAGUACUUCUGAAAUAUAUCUUCGAUUCAAGAGAGGCGCUGUAAAAAACAUAGGUGCAUUUUGUCUGCGCAUGCGCAGGGUUCUUAUUCGGUCCCAGUUCCUUGCUACACAAUAACACACGGCCAGCACUUUUACCCGGGAAAAUUCGAAUGCUUUUCCCUUUAAAAAAAUGUCGGCAAUUAAAACAGAAUUUUUUUUUCCUGUGUUGGUGUUGUGUACUCAGGUGAAUAAUAUGUUUGCGAUGUUACUCUGAGUGCAUAUUAAAACAGUUUCUAAAAAAGCUAUUUUACUCGUUUUUUUACUUGUGUGUUUACUUUUUUUAACGAGUUGCAAUGCGGUAGUUUAUAGCAAAAAAGGCUGUUGUAUUUGUAAGAAGGUUUCGAGGAAAAAAUAUUUUUUCCGUCGGAAAAUUGUGAGCAUUUGUUUACGGCAGUUUUUGGGAUUCGUUCACCAGACAAGCAAAGUGGUUUCAUGUGCUGAGCAUGUUACAUGGCCAUUAAAAAAAUGGGGAAAAACGAAGGAAAUUUCUCAAAUGCUAAGCCUACUUUGUACAGAUUUCUACUUGUUUUCUUUCCCUUACAAAAAUGUCUAAAGUUUCGAAGUAAGCUGUGUUUUUAUUUUACAUGUACUUCUACUGUAGUUCUACCAUACACAAAAAUUUACUGCUCUUGUAGCAAGAGAAAAUCUAUUAUGAUUAAAACGUCAGGCUCAAAAACUCACCAUAGCUAUAGGAAUAAUAACUAUUAACUACACACAAAACUCUAUCAGUACUGCAAAUAAAUAAUAAAUAUAAUUUAUCGAUGUUACUGUUUUAACGACAAGUACCUGAUUUUAUGGAAUUAUGCUAUUUGUUCUAACUAGAAAGUAGACGAGUAUAAUCUGGUGGGAACUGGUAGGCCGACGAAAAGAAAGAUUUUAUGGUUAUCAGAGUCUGAAGAAGAUAGGAGUGGCAGGGAAGAUGAGAAAAGUGGAGACGACUUGACAAGCCAGAGUGAAGAUAUGGAUGAAAGCAAAUGGAUAAAGGAAUUAGAGGCAACUGUAAAUGAACUAAAAUAA
Messenger RNA from Paramuricea clavata, 6436 nucleotides. NCBI's taxonomy places the organism in Eukaryota, Metazoa, Cnidaria, Anthozoa, Malacalcyonacea, Plexauridae. The record is from the annotation of a GenBank genome assembly.